CGAUAUCCGCCCGAUCGCCAAUUGUAGAAACGGACACAGGAGGCACUUCGGAAAUCAUUUAUGAAAAAUAUUUAGUGUUACACUAUCGUACCGUAGAUACAGCGGAGACAAUUACAUUCCUACGUCAGUAGGGUCUAAGUAACCGGAACGGACCCAGAUUUUAUACAGAAAAGGACUGUUAACUCGGCACUUCGAAAUUACCUCAGGAAAACAAAAACAUUUUUACAUUAAAACUGUCUGAAAUGACAGCUAAAAAAGCGACAGCUUUGCUCUUACUUAUCCCCACAGAAUUUACAGUGUGAAUGACGUCAUAAGCAAGAAGAGGAAUUGCAACAUAAACAAGAGCCGCAGACUUACAUAUUUGGAAAAUAAGCGUAUAAAAUUUCAAUAAUUUAAAAAUGAAAUGUUCAGUGAUGGGCUGUAGUAGUGAUUAUAUGAAAAAUCCAUUGAAAAAACCCUUCUAUGGCUUUCCAACCGACGCAGCUGUUGCUCAUAAAUGGGUUUUAUUUUGCCAGCAACCGAAAGAAUUUAACUAUCGGGGUUUUGCACUGCGACUGAAAAUAAAGCGCGAUGCGGUGCCCACUAUCCGGCGAAUAUCGACUGGACCAACAAUACGGGAGCUACGUAUUCAACGGAGGAACCAAAAACAAAUUGUCAAUGAUCUAUUACGAAAGUAUAACCAGGAACAGAAAGUGAAAAUAAAGUUAGCUGCUAGUGAGUUUGACGAAAUAUGCAGCUCUCAAUCUACCAAGGGCUCAGCGCCAGUCGUAAACAAUAUAAAUGGCAAAAAAGAUACCGGUGAGCAAAUAGAGUUAAUUGCUAAUGGAUUUGACGAAAUAAGCACUCAAGCCACUAAAGACUCAGCGCCAGUUACAAACAAGGAAGACCCCGUAGAGCAAAUAGAAAUAAAUGCUAAUGGAUAUGAUGAAAUAAGUAUUCAAGCCACCAAAGACUUAGGGCUAGUUACAGACAAUACUUCUUUACUUUACUUUACCGUAAGUAAUGACAAAGAAGACACAAUAUCUGAAGACUAUAUCCACAAUGAAGUUCAGUUUGAGGAAGUAAUGAUGGGGAACAAAAGGGACUAUCCUGUUAAUGUGUUUGAGGAAGUGGAUGAGCUACGGGAACAGAUCACACUUUUGCGAAAGGAUAAUAUUUGUCAGCGCCGAAUCAAUAAGGGACUGUGCAAGAAGCUUGAAAAGUGGAAAAGACUAAAUAUAGAGAAGGAUAUUCGUUAUGCAAACAGGAUUAGUAGAGUGAAUGUGCGAUUAAAAAAUAAAACUCAGGAAUGUAAAAAUCUAGAGGAAAAGCUAAACUCUAUUUUCACCAGUGGGCAAAUUAACAAAAUGAAAAACUUAAAACUUAAUUAUCAAUGGGAUGAAGAGGAUAUUGCCAAAUCCUUAAUCCUAUAUAGAUCAAGUGGCAAAACAUAUAAGUUGCUUUACGAUAAUGGUUUCCCUAUGCCAUCAGUGCGUACUUUACAGAGAUGGAUGUGGCGUCAUAAAAUCGACCCGAAAAAAGAUGAAAAUGACGCUGAAAACAUAACUGCAACAGAAAAAGUAAUUGAUAUGGUGGAAAGAGAGAAUAUAAUUGAUCCAUUAAAUUUAAUUGAAACAGAAAACUUAAUUGAAACAGAAAAUAUAAUAGAAACAGAAAACUUAAUUGAAACAGAACAUUUAAUUGAAACAGAAAAUAUAAUAGAAACAGAAAAUUUAAUUGAAACAGAGAACCUAAUUGAAACAGAAAACUUAAUUGAAACAGAAAACUUUAUUGAAACAGAAAAUAUAAUUGAAUCAGAGAGCGUAAUUGCACCAGAAAACAUAAUUGAUCCAGAAAAUGUAAUUUUGGAAACUCAUAUGAACGAUAUCGAUCAAACAUUCGCUGAAUAUGCAAUUACGAUAGAAAUAGUUUAAACAUAUUUUUUUAAAUAUAGUAUAUAUGCACCAGAAUGUUUUUAAGCUUCUUUGAAAAAAAAAAACUAUCUUAAUUUUACAAUUUCUAGCUAAAACAGUUUUUGUUAAUUUUUUCUUUUGCUCCGUCUCCUUUGCCCAUAAUGGAAAUUUUAAAUUAGUUAUGUUACGUUCAUUUUUAAGGAGGAGGUUUAAGGAGGACAACUUUUUAAUUUAUCCUUAAGUAUGUAUAUGAAUUAAUUAAAUUUUAAGUUUAUAGAGUAAAAGAAGGGCAUUUACUAAAUAUAAUAUAAUUUUUUGACAAUUUGAAGACAACAAAUAUAAUAUAAAAGUUGUUUUGUGUAGUACUUUGCAAUAGUUGACAAUAAGACCAUAAUAUUUUACACGAUAUAUCCAAAAAAAAAGUUUAAUGAAAUAAAUGCAUUUCCGGUGGCAAUAAGAAAUACUUGGAAUUUUUUCGCUUAUUGCGAAUGAUACAGUGCAAUUGACACAGUCGUCGCGCGCAAAAUUUUUCACAACACAUGCUUUCUAUCUCUUUUUAUACAAACAGCUG
Bactrocera neohumeralis is the source of this 2463-nucleotide messenger RNA. RefSeq lists its product as uncharacterized. The record is from RefSeq and is a predicted model, not a curated record. NCBI's taxonomy places the organism in Eukaryota, Metazoa, Arthropoda, Insecta, Diptera, Tephritidae. The transcript has 5 exons. The coding region runs from base 399 to 1913 and encodes 504 amino acids.